CGGCGCUGAGCCUACGGCGCUGAGCCUAUUCACGAGCGACGCGCGGGCAGAUUCAGGACGCCCGACGCCCGUCCUGACGCCCGUCGACGCGUGCAACAAUUUAAAGCGAGCGCUCGGGGGCUGCCCCUCACAAACCCAUCGGUAGCUGCCCCAGUUGCUGCCCCUCACACACGGCAACAACCCGAUGGAGUGGCUCCUCUGCAACUGCGGGCUCCCCGCGGGCCUGGAGCCCGGCGCCACGGAUUCGGCGCCGGAGGAGUUCGACGAGGGCCUUGAAGAGGAACGGCAAGACCGGCGCGAUCGGCGCAGUAGGCGCGGCGACGGCACUGACCGCGCCGAGCGCCGCGAGCGGCGCAGGCGGCGCGAGGGCGACCGGCGCGACGGCGUGAAGCGCGACGGGAGCAGGCGCGGCGGCGACCUGCGCGACGGCGACAAGCGCGACAAGCCGCGCCGGCGCCCCUCGAAGGAGCUCGAGAAGAGCGUGUCCUUCGAGGACGAGUCGCCCGUCGGCGUCGAGGCGCUGAACCUGCAGGACCGACACGCCGCAAAAAUGACGGCCUCGAGUCCUCGCGCGAGGGAACGAUGGAUCACCGGGAGCUGGACGGCCACAGAAACAAUCAAGGGGCCCUCUCCUUUAUUGGUGGAGACGCCGCAGGCGCAACCUUCGAUGAAGCCGUCCGUGAGCGACGCGAUGCGCAAAAAGAAGUCGGCCCUGAUGCGAGGCAAUCAAAACUUCGGGCCCAUAGCGCCGCCGCCGCGCUACGGCGAGCCGCCGAUGUGGCAGGCGACGGCCGUCGCGGCGCCGCUGACGAUCGACGGCGCGCGCAACUUCCGGGAACUUUUGCGUACGAUGCGCGUCGACGAUUUGCUGCGCAUGGACUCGUACCGGAACUCGGCGCUGGCUUAUUUCGCCUCGCGGGACUGCGUGAAAGGAUGCAAUCUGGUUUUGAGGUUCGCGGACGAAAAAACUCGCGUGCUGCUCGCGGCGCGGCCGAAUCUAUACGGGCUCACGGCGCUCGACUACGCGCGGCACCAUCACCGUCGAGGUUCGUCGAUCAUGGCCGUCUUCCGCCACUACGGCGUCGAGCGCUGCGUCUACAAGCGCGAGGAGAACUAACUUUG
Messenger RNA from Pelagomonas calceolata, 1122 nucleotides. Lineage: Eukaryota; Pelagophyceae; Pelagomonadales; Pelagomonadaceae. The record is from the annotation of a GenBank genome assembly.